Molecule: messenger RNA, 2241 nt
Organism: Anoplophora glabripennis (Asian longhorned beetle)
Lineage: Eukaryota; Metazoa; Arthropoda; Insecta; Coleoptera; Cerambycidae
Product: T-cell activation inhibitor, mitochondrial
Exons: 9
Coding region: 100-1557 (485 amino acids)
Cellular component (GO): mitochondrion
Source: RefSeq, a predicted model, not a curated record
UCCGUCAUCGACAACGACACCAUUACGUCAUUCCUUGUCAUCAUUCAUAACCUUAAUGAUGAUAUUGCUGUCAAUUUUUGGUUUAAAAUAAUUAUAAUAAUGCUAGGAAAAGUAAAAAAUUUAUGUAAUCCAAAUCAGAAUAUAUUAACAUGUGUCCGAAAUUUAACAGCAACCGAAGUUUCUACUGCAUUAAGGCCUUUCUAUUUCUCCGUUCAUCCAGAUUUAUUUGGAAAAUACCCACUUGAAAGGGCAAAAAAUGAGUCCUCUUUACAACAAUUAAGUUCAGUUUUGGCAAAUCUGCAAGCAUCACGUCCAAUAAGACCUAUGAAGCUGGAUUUUUAUAUUAAAGACAAGACACAAUCUCAAGUUUCCUUUCGGUUAAUCAACAUUCAUAUAAGUGAACGUGAUAUUCGUGCAGCAGUUGUAACAAUUCUUAAAAGUUGUGGAUUAUCAACAGACUAUGUAGAUAGUAUUAUUAAGCCCCCUACUGCAGCAACACCUGAAUUAGAUCAGUACAAAGUCAGAUAUAAAAAUGAUAUUGAUUUUACCAAAGUAAAUAAGAAUCAUCCUAUUUAUGCUCAUAUUGUCAUGCAAAGAAAAAUAAAAGAAGCCCAAGAUGCUUUAAUGUUAAGGAACUGGUUGAGAAAAAAUUUUAAACAUGCUAUAGAAAAAUCUAAACAAGGAGAAGCCUAUAGGGAAGAGAUUCAGCGACUGCGUGUGUCAAUUACGGAAUGUUUAGGUUUAAGGGAAAUCCGUUGGGAAUGUGGAUGGAAUGAUACACAUUUUAGAGGAUGUUUACUAAGUUUUAAGUCGUUAGUUGAACAACAUCCAGAAAUAAGGAAUAUAAUUCGAGAUAGGAUAUUGGUUUUUUCCUUUUUCACUGGAGUUAGUCUUGAUGGCCAUAUUAUGCUAUAUAGUGGAGAAGUUCGACAUAAUUGGUUAGAUUUUUUAAAAAAAUUAAGGAAGUAUGAUAUUGCUCUUACUAGGAUUCCUGCUUUUGAGAAGUCUUUGUCUCAUGUGUUGAGAAAUAUUAAAAUUGGGAGAAGGAAAUUUAUGCCUAAGGUUAUAGCAGGCACAUAUGAAGAGAAUUUGAGACAGGUAACUACUUCAUUAAGUGAUUUUCGGGGAAGAAAACCAUUUCCUAAGGAAUGGCCAGAAUCGUUAGCAGAUCAUGAAAUAGUCAUAGAAACUGAAGCAGGCCCUUUAAUGGUAUCGCCUACUGGACAAUUUAUUGUUCCUGCAACACUACCGGGUGACUUAUUGGUAAAUUUUAUAACGGCUAAUUUAGAAGAAGCAGGUAGAAAAAACAAGGAGUAUCAAAGCGACAAGUAUUUAGAACGCAAUUUGAUUAAGAAAUGUUUAACAGAAUUUCAACUAGCAGCAUUAAAGAAAGAGGACAAUGUAACUCCCGACUUAAUGAUAAAAUGUUGUAAAAAACUGUUAGAUAACAAGUUUGAGCUUGAAGAGUUUACAAAAGGUCUUCGCAUAAAUAUAACUACUUACUAUUCUGUAUUAUCAGACGGUAUAGUUUGUAUACCUUGGAAUUUUAAUCUGUGAUUAUGGUAAGGACAUUGAAAAAAAAUGUUAUAUAAAAUCUUUAGUCAAAUGUAGUAGGUUAAGUUUAUAAAGUUUGAUCUGAUUACAAUAAUUGUAACAAAUAACAAGUCGGUAAAUACAAGAUUCUAGUCAACUCAUAUGUUUAUUUUACAAACAUGAACAUUUAUGGAAUAUUUAUUAUCAGUCGAUAGAAAAAGAACUUCAACUGAGAUGAUCUUACUAUUUACCUCCAAUAAUGACAAAAGUAAUUUAACAUUUGACCAACUAAUACAUUCCUCAAAUUUACGUAUAUAUCUUUUUAAUUUGUACUUUAUAAAGUUAACAGCUAAAAAGAUAGAAAAAAUUAAAGAGGAGAAUGAUUAGAUAAUUAGCGAAUCAUAUAAGAAAGGGUAAUUAUUUUAUGUAGUGUAAAACUAUAAAAAAUGCAUAACAUUUUGCGUACCACCAAUGCAGUGUUGUAAAUAGUGAUGAGUGUUGGUAAAGUGUACAGAUUAGACUUGAAUAUUUUUUUUCUCGAAAACUAUGUUCGACUGCACAAAAACAUCUUCCAAUUUGUGUUCAGCACGCUCGAAAAUGGUGGAGAGAAAAAAGUUUCUGACGUUUUGGGAAUUUUAGGCUGUAGUAAAUAAUUACCAAAUAUCAUAACAAUUUCUGUAUUUUUAUUGUCCAUUAAAUAUUAUGUAA